Messenger RNA from Diprion similis, 713 nucleotides. Its product is annotated as pro-resilin-like. Lineage: Eukaryota; Metazoa; Arthropoda; Insecta; Hymenoptera; Diprionidae. Bases 1 to 660 code for a protein of 219 amino acids. Gene Ontology annotation, cellular component: extracellular matrix. The record is from RefSeq and is a predicted model, not a curated record. The transcript has 3 exons.
AUGCAUAAGAUCUUCUUCGCCGUUUUGGCAACGCUGGUAUCAGCGCAAGCCGGUGUUCCACGGGACUAUCAAACAGCACCAAGAAACUACCUGGGACCGGAAAUGCCAGAACCAAGCAGCGUCUACCUGCCACCGAUGAUAGGAGAGAUGCAGGAUGAAUCCAUGGGCGAAGACCAAGAAAGGACGAGCUACUCAGCAAUGGAACCGAAGAAUGUCUACCUCCCUGCGCCGGAGCACCGGUACCUUCCGGUCUCCAACUCGGCACAGACAUCCGGUGAUUCGUGGGCUUCAAGUGGCUCAAGGGCUUCCUCGAAAUGGGGAAAAGACUCGUUUUCCAUCAGCCCAUCAAUGGGAAUGUGGGAUUCUAAUCAAUACGAUGGUCGAUCAGCCAGCCAGGUGAACUUCCGAGGUUAUCAGGAGAGCUACGAAACUACGGAACCGGCAAAGUACCAGUUCGAGUACGCCGUUAAGGACGACGAGUCCGGCAACGAAUAUCAGCAGAAGGAAGGACGCGAUGGCGAACUAACCUGGGGAGUCUAUUCUGUCCUGCUUCCGGAUGGACGGAAGCAGAUAGUUGAGUACGAAGCUGACCAGGACGGCUUCAAACCAAGGAUCAGCUACGAGGAGACCAGACAACGAUCUCCCCAAGGACCUUACUGAUGUCCACGUGCUCCGAACCCUGUCCAUGUAUAAAUCAUGCCGAAUAAAUGAUA